ACGGUUUCCAAUUUCUACCAAGAAAAUGUGGUUGAUCUUUUUCUAGCAAAAUUUUAUUUCAUUUAAAUAGCUUCUAAAUUAAUUGUUACAUAUUUUCUAGACAUUACUAAAAUAAACAACAUAGACAAAGUACAAUUGAUAAAUAUAGUUCCAUCUAUAUGAAGAAAAAUUAAUAAAUAACUCAAGAGAGAAAUACUGACCACUCUGAGCACAUGGGACUCAAAUUCGCUGACGUGCUUAGUGCCAAAUUAAAGCUUUGUUUUUCUUUAUGAAGCCCUGAGAAAAUAACAAGUGUUUGUUGAUAAUGAUAACCCCCAACGAAGUGACCCCUAUUUGAGAAUUAUAAUAAUUUUUUUUAUUAAUAAAAACAAUUUGAUCGCGCAUCAUAGCGACUAGUCGAGCUAUCUUGGAAAAAUACUUUUUUGUUUUUGCUAAAACCAAGAAUCCAACUGGUGUAGAAGUUGAUUUCGUCAGCCAGUUUGCAAUAAUUAUUCUAGAAAGACGGUUGUUUAAAUUAUAUUAAUCAAAGCUUUAAUCAAAAAAUAAAAUUAAAAAAAAAAAAUAUUCCUUAAAAGAUGACUAUUCUAAGAUUCUACGCUGAAGACGCAUUCGAUGCGCAACAUGUAACUCGAGUUCUUAAGCAGUUACAAACCGUGAGUAGAAUGCCUGAAAACAAAGUAUGUUCUUUAAAGCUAGAAAAAUGCUUCCACGUGGAGACCACCAAUUUUGUAUGUGAUGAAAAAACUGAAAGUAUUUUGCGAUGGCUGCUUAAGCACCCACAAAAAGAAGACAAUUUAAAAAAUGAAUCAUCUUUGAGCGAAACCAAUGAAAAAACGAUUAUUAUCGAAAUUGGUCCACGUUUUAAUUUUUCAACGGCCUUCUCUACCAAUUGUGUUAAUAUAUGUCAUAAUGUUGGCCUUAAUCAUAUCAAUCGAAUUGAAAUGUCCAUAAGGUAUUUAAUUGAAUUCAAUGGAAAACCAACGAACUUGGAAGAAUUAAUAGAAGUUUUAUCGGAUCGCAUGACCGAAUGUCAAUACACACCAGAAAAUCUACCCGUAGAAAGUUUUAAUGAGCAACUUCCUAAACAACAACGUGACUGGCACAUAGUUCCGAUUUUAACUGAAGGAAGAUCGGCGUUGGAAAAAGUCAAUGAAGAAUUAGGACUUGCAUUUGGAGAAUGGGAUUUAAAUUAUUAUACAAAUAUGUUCCAAAAUACUCUUAAAAGAAAUCCAACUACUGUGGAACUCUUUGACUGCGCCCAAAGUAAUAGUGAACAUUCACGUCAUUGGUUUUUCCGUGGACAAAUGUUUGUCGAUGGAGUAGAAGAGGAGAAAUCAUUGUUUAAAAUGAUUAUGGAUACUCAGUUACACACCAAUGCCAACAACACCAUCAAAUUCGGGGACAACAGUAGUGCAAUCAAAGGUUUUGAACAUCUUGCGUUGCAACCAGAAAACUGUUCUGGACCAGGAAAGGUAACUCUGCAAAAGGUUGAGUCCGAUUUGAUAUUUACUGCUGAAACCCAUAACAUGCCAACAGCCGUUGCUCCAUUUAGUGGUGCUACAACUGGCACUGGAGGACGAAUAAGAGAUGUGCAGGGAGUCGGUCGAGGUGGUCUAACAAUUGCGGGUACAGCUGGUUAUUGCGUUGGUAGUUUAAACAUUCCAGGUUACACAUUACCUUUUGAGUGUGGAAGUUCGAAAUAUCCACCAUCGUUUGCCAAGCCUCUUAAAAUUCUCAUCGACGCUAGUAAUGGCGCUUCGGAUUAUGGAAACAAAUUCGGAGAACCUGUUAUAUCGGGAUUCGUAAUUUCUUAUGGACUCGAAGACCCACAACAAGAACGAAAUGAGUAUGUUAAACCCAUUAUGUUCAGUGGUGGUUUGGGUACAAUGAGUUCCAGCAUGAGGAAAAAGACUGAUCCCGAAAAAGGCAUGCUUUUAGCUAAAAUUGGCGGACCAGUCUAUCGUAUCGGUGUUGGUGGAGGAGCUGCAAGUUCCGUGGAAGUUCAAGGUGACAACAGUUCCAACUUAGAUUUCAAUGCUGUUCAACGAGGUGAUGCUGAAAUGGAAAACAAAUUAAACCGCGUUGUCAGGGCAUGUGUAGAAAUGGGAGAUAACAAUCCUAUUUUAGCAAUUCAUGAUCAGGGUGCUGGGGGCAAUGGCAACGUUCUCAAGGAACUAGUCGAGCCAGGAUUUGCUGGAGCUGUUAUAUUUUCCAAAGAAUUCCAAUUAGGUGAUCCAACAAUCACAGCAUUAGAACUCUGGGGCGCUGAAUACCAGGAAAACAAUGCCAUUCUCUGUGCACCAGAGAGCCGGCAAAUACUUCAAGAUAUAUGUGAUCGAGAGCGUUGUCCAAUCAGCUUUGUUGGAUUUGUUACUGGAAAUGGAUAUGUCACCCUCUUGGAGACCGAAGCAGAUUUCGAAAAAUACGAAAACCGUGAAGAAAUUGAAAACUACGGUCCAGUUCCGUUUGACUUGCAUUUGAAACAUGUUUUAGGCGAUAUGCCAAAACGUAGAUAUGAUUUGGAACGUACCAAACCGAAUCUCAAUCCUUUGAAGCUCGAUGAAAACAUUGGUUUUUCGAGUACCUUAAACCGAGUCCUUAGCAUUUUGUCUGUAGGAAGUAAGCGUUUUCUCACCAACAAAGUUGAUCGCUGUGUAACUGGUCUCAUAGCACAACAGCAAUGUGUUGGACCAUUGCACACACCUCUUGCUGAUUUCGCUUUAACGGCAGUCUCUCAUUUCGGACACGAAGGUAUUGCAACUUCUAUAGGAACACAACCUAUUAAGGGACUUAUCAGUGCAGCUGCAAUGGCACGUAUGUCUGUUGCAGAAGCUAUAUCGAAUUUAGUAUUUGUUGGAAUAAGUGAGCUGGCAGAUGUGAAAUGCUCAGGAAACUGGAUGUGGGCAGCAAAGCUACCAGGCGAGGGGGCAAAAUUAUUUGAUGCUUGUAGGGAAAUGUGUGAAAUUAUGAAGGAGCUGAAUAUCGCUGUCGAUGGUGGAAAAGAUUCCCUGUCCAUGGCAGCACGUGUUGAUUCAAAAACAGUGAAAUCACCUGGCACCCUGGUAAUCUCAACCUACGCUCCAUGUCCUGAUGUCAGAGUUAAAAUAACUCCAGAUUUGAAAGCUCCAUCCCAAGGAAAUAUUGGUCAUUUGGUUUGGGUGAACAUCGAAGGACUUUUCAGAUUGGGUGGUUCGGCUCUGGCUCAAGCUUAUUGCCAACAGGGAAUGUUCAGUCCAAAUGUAGAAAAAACUACAGUUCUAAAGAAAGCAUUCAAUAUAACCCAAAAACUCCUUAAAGAGAAGAAGCUUCUUGCAGGUCAUGACAUAAGCGAUGGAGGCUUGAUUGUUACUCUUGUUGAAAUGGCAUUUGCUGGAAUCUCAGGUAUUGAAAUCGAUAUGACUGGAGCUCUCGAAAAACUUGACAAAGAUUCAGUUAAACUUGAAGAAGUUCCCAAAGACAAAAUCGAAUUUGGAGUUAUGUUUGCAGAAGAGGCUGGAUGGGUUCUUGAAGUAGAAGGUCAAUACCUUCAAGAAGUAAUGGACGAAUUCAAAAGCGAAAAUGUUCCUGUUUAUUGCAUUGGCAAAUCAACUGGUUUCGGACUUGAUUCAAGCAUUAUUGUUAAAAGUCGUAGUAAUAUUAUAUUACGCAGUGAUGUCAGAACACUGUUCAAAAAAUGGGAGAAUACCAGUUUCGAAUUGGAAAAACUCCAAGCAAAUGCUGAAUGUGCUGUUGAUGAAUUCAAUAGCUUAAAUUAUAGAACUGCUCCCAAAUAUAAUUGCACUGCCAAUUUGGAUCCUGAAGUUAAGUUAAGUCGGCUAGGUAAGAGUGUUAAGGUAGCAGUUCUAAGAGAAGAAGGAGUUAAUAGUGACCGUGAAAUGAUAUCGUGCUUGUUAAAAGCAAAGUUCGAAGUUCAUGAUUUAACAAUGUCAGAUUUGUUGAUGAAGAAAACUACUCUCGAACAGUAUAGAGGAAUCGUGUUUCCAGGAGGUUUCAGCUACGCUGAUACACUAGGUUCAGGUAAAGGAUGGGCGGCUAAUAUAAUGUUUAAUGAGCAUUUAGCUCCCCAGUUUGAUGCAUUUAGAAAGCGCCCCGACUCGUUUUCAUUAGGUAUUUGCAAUGGCUGUCAGCUAAUGUCCCUCAUAGGAUGGGUGGGCUCAGUUGAAAAUGAUCAAGCAGCACAAGGAGCAGUUGAUAUUCCUGAUGUUGCACUGCUCCAUAAUAAGUCAGAGAGAUUCGAAUGCCGUUGGUCUACACUUCGUAUCGAAGAAAGCAACUCAAUGAUGUUGAAAAACUUGGAAGGAUCUGUUCUGGGAUGUUGGGUUGCUCAUGGCGAAGGAAGAUUUUCAUUCCGAACGGAUGAUGUUUUGAAAAAAUUAAAAACAAACAAAUGCAUUACAAUGCGUUAUGCUGAUGACAAUGGAGCUCCCACUCAGUCUUAUCCAAUGAAUCCAAAUGGCAGUAUUGAUGCAGUGGCAGGUAUAUGUUCCGAAGACGGUAGGCAUUUAGCUUUGAUGCCCCAUCCAGAGAGAUGUAGUCAAAUGUACCAGUGGCCUUAUACACCAGCAGGUUGUGAAUUUGAGCAAAGUCCAUGGCAAGUAAUGUUUAACAAUGCAUUUGUGUGGUGUACAACGAAGAAUGAAUGAAGUGAAUGUCUUGAAGAUCCAAUAUAGUUUUGUACAAACAAAAAAGUACCUUUUUUCAAUUAACAAUAAAAUUGUGUAAUAAAAUAAAUUUAUUAA
Molecule: messenger RNA, 4739 nt
Organism: Episyrphus balteatus (marmalade hoverfly)
Lineage: Eukaryota; Metazoa; Arthropoda; Insecta; Diptera; Syrphidae
Gene: Pfas
Product: phosphoribosylformylglycinamidine synthase
Exons: 6
Coding region: 576-4643 (1355 amino acids)
Biological process (GO): 'de novo' IMP biosynthetic process
Molecular function (GO): phosphoribosylformylglycinamidine synthase activity
Source: RefSeq, a predicted model, not a curated record